Molecule: messenger RNA, 1827 nt
Organism: Debaryomyces fabryi
Lineage: Eukaryota; Fungi; Ascomycota; Pichiomycetes; Serinales; Debaryomycetaceae
Gene: CDC20
Product: ubiquitin-protein transferase activating protein
Exons: 1
Coding region: 1-1827 (608 amino acids)
Biological process (GO): anaphase-promoting complex-dependent catabolic process; positive regulation of ubiquitin protein ligase activity; positive regulation of anaphase-promoting complex-dependent catabolic process
Cellular component (GO): anaphase-promoting complex
Molecular function (GO): protein binding; anaphase-promoting complex binding; ubiquitin ligase activator activity
Source: RefSeq, a predicted model, not a curated record
AUGUCUCAUUCGUUAUUCUUUGAUUCACCAUCGAAUAGCUCUCCCAUCAAGAGUGUGCCUCCACUAAAUUCAGAGAAAGAAGUUGGUUCCAAAAAGCGAAGCUAUGGUACAUCUCCGAGUGGUGAUAGUGCGGUAAACUCGUCACCGAAUAAGAGGGUGUACUUACAGCAUAUGAGUCCUAAUGUGAGUAGGAAAACGAUCCAGUUCAACCAUAUCCCACCUACUCCUGUAGGAGAACUAAACAAAAGUGGGUUAGAGACUCCAUGGGAUGCCAAGCUCAUUCCAAGACCUAAACUCAAAGCACCUAUUUCCAAUCCAAGAUCGAAAUCAUCGUUGGUAUUAUCACGCAGCUCGCAUUCACCUAAACAUAAAUUGCGUCGUACCAAUUCAUUAAUAUCUACAGGAGGCUCCUCCAGCUCAUCUGAUAAUCAACAACAGUCGUCUACUACAUCAUCAGAUAGGUUUAUUCCUUCACGCCAUAACUCCACUUGCGGAAAAUUACAAACUGACACCACAAACCCCCAUCCUAAUGCAUCACCAGAAACCCAUAUUAAAGCUCAAACAUCAAAAAUAUACCAACAUCAUGUAGCUGAAGCAUGUGGCCUAGAAGUGAAUUCUAGAAUUUUGCAGUUUCAGCCAUUACCACCAGAAAGAAAAAAGCCAGUUAACUUAUUUAGCCAUAUUUCAACUGCCAACUCGUCAUCGAAGUUAGUAUUGAAUAGCUUUAUGAAUAAGUCAUUGCGACCAGCAGCGGCCUCAGCGCGGGCUAAAAAGAUUCCAACAGCUCCUGAAAGAGUGCUCGAUGCUCCGGGGUUGCUUGAUGACUUUUACUUGAAUUUGUUAGCAUGGUCUCUGACAAAUUUAUUGGCCAUUGGUUUAGAAGAUGCAGUAUAUGUUUGGAAUGCCUCCACAGGCUCAGUUGGGCUACUUUGUGAAUUACCAAACAAGACUAUAGUCACCUCUUUAAGAUGGUCGGAUGAUGGUUCAUACAUCUCGAUAGGAAAAGAUGACGGUCUUGUUGAAAUUUGGGAUAUCGAAACCAACUCAAAACUCAGAACCUUAAAUUGUGAUAACCAUCAAACAAGGAUUGCAUCCCAAGCUUGGUACCAGCAUAUUCUCACAAGCGGAUCCAGAAUGGGUAAUAUAUACCAUUCGGAUGUAAGAGUUGCCGACCACGUCGUGAACAAGCUUAAAGAUUCACACCUGGCCGAAGUAUGUGGAAUUGAAUACAAGGCCGAUGGCCAGCAGUUUUGUUCCGGUGGAAACGACAACUUAGUAUGCAUUUGGGACAUACGCCAAUGUCAUAACAAUACUUCCUCCCAACCUCUUUUCUCUAAACUGAGCCAUAGGGCAGCUGUAAAGGCAUUGCUGUGGUGCCCUUUCCAACUGUCCCUCUUAGCCACUGGUGGCGGAUCCUCGGACAAGACUAUCAACUUCUGGAACACAACGACUGGUGCCCGUGUGAACACCAUCGAGACAGGUUCCCAGAUAUCUUCCUUGAAUUGGGGUUAUGCAUCGGGAACAGGCAUGGAGAUUGUGGCCACUCAUGGCUUCCCUACAAACAAUAUCUCUUUGUUCAACUAUCCUACUUUACAGAAAACUGGAGAAAUAAUGGGUGCCCACGAUUCGAGAAUCCUAAGUGGAUGCUUAAGUCCCGAUUCCUUAACUCUAGCGACCGUUGCAGGUGAUGAAAACCUUAAGUUCUGGUCAUUAUUUGAUUUAUACAAAUCCAAUAGAAGAGACUACGAAAGAAUCGAUGCAGACGACGAACAAAGUGGUUUAAAUCAUUCUACGAAGCGAAUGACAAAAAUGAUGAACAUUCGAUAA